AUGGACUGGUCAAGGGAGAACGCACAUCUCGCGUCGGACAAAUCGGUUUCAUCGGCAUCUUGGCCUGAGGAUCCCUGGACCAAGUCGCUAAACGAGCUGAUCCAUGUGCUGCAAGCCCACGAAGCAGACAUCUGCGAUGCAAUUGCAGCUACGCUGGUUCUUGCGCUCACGGCCUCGUUCUUCGUUAAACGGCCACGUGCAACCGGCGCAGUUGUGUGCACCUGGCUUGCUUGGUUUGCCUGGCAGUUGGCGCGUGGCCAUUCUGCGUGGCAAGAGGUCCUGGAACAUGCAGAGGCUGCUGCGAAGAGCACUGCUGGUGCCGUGCGAGCUAACGGGGAGAUGCUGGUGGCGUGGGUGACUCUUGUGCUUCCAGCAGUUCAUGACUUGUGGUGUCUUAUGUGCCCGAUUCUGCUGCAAUUGUUUGAUUUGUUGCAGUGGAUGUGGGAAUCCAUGUCAUGGGAGCAGAGGGGCAUUGUGGCGCUUUGCGGCAUGGGUAUCGGAGGUACUGCCUAUGCAGUCAUGCUUCUCUGGAAAUCACGGUCUUGGCUGAGGCAUAAUUCCCAAGCCUUUCUCAACUCUGCAAAGCAUGUGCUGUUCCACGUUUCUUUCAUCGUGGUGUGUCCCACGGUGUGGUUUGCUGCAAGCUUGUGUUCGUCCGAAGCUGUGCCUGGCAUUGUGUUUUUCUUGUUGGCAACGCUCCUGCCUGUGAUGUGGACAAGUCGUGCUUUGAUCCAGCAUCAUCAUGAGAAGGCUGCAGAUGAGGAAGCCGCUCAGGCACAGAAUUCGGGCGGUUGGCUGCGUAUGGCCAUGCCCCGUUGGCGGGACACAUUCUCACCAUCUGCCGAUCUUGAAGAGGACAUGCGUUAUUUGCUCUCUUACUGGGCUUGUUGGCCGCUUUUAUGUGCAAUUCAGUUCAGCCUGAGCCGGUUACCAGACGAAACCAAGCCCGGUGCAGAGGGACUCUUGAUCGCGCUGACCAUGUGGCUGCAGUUCUGGAGGGGCAGCUUCCUAGCCCCGUAUCUGUUUAAUCUUCUCACGUCACUGCUCAGCCACACGAUUGAGCACAUGGGCAAUGUCCUGGAGGCCGCACGGCAAGCUGUUUGUGCAAUGCUGCAGAGACCCACUUGCAGUUUGCAUCUCCUGUCGCUUUGCCCACAAGAACGUUGGGCGAUGCUGGUGGCAGGCAUCGUGUUGCUUGCCGUUUGCUUGGAAGUGGCCUCCGUUGUAAGCGUACUGAUCACAGUUGGAUUGCUAUUUGGCAUUGCCUUAGAGUCUGCCCGCUGCGUCGCCUCAAACGCCAGGCAGAUGUAUGCCAAUCGCCUAUCUUUCUGGGUGUUGGUGAAUGUUUGGUUCUGGGCUCUAAAGGUUCCCGUGCUUGGUGCAGUGCUGUCACUUUGGUCGCCGGUGAUGUUUGGCUUGGCAUUUGUGGGAGGUGAGACUGCCUUCAGUGCCGUCAUUGGCCUGACUCUCUAUGUACUGGCCCUUCUUGUAGGUGGGUUGAGCAAGUUGUGUGAUCAUUGCACUGCUCAAGCACCCCUGCAAGAAGCCCUUCUCGGGGAUGGCAACGAGGACGAAGUGGACGCAAGUGGGUUAGGAGGAAUCCCCGCAGAGUCCGAUGGCAGUUUGUCAAAGCGGCCCAGCAAGUCCUCAGAGCAAGCUUGGACCGACCAUCCCGAGCUCGCCGAGCUCCCCGAGCAGUCCGCAAGGAUCGAGAUCGAUGAGCCUGAUGAGCCUGAGAUGUCUGAGGAGCUCGAAGUUCUGGAAGCUCAGCGGCUCGAAGAAGGCGAAGCUCCGGGAGUGCCGGACUUUGCAGGCGGAACGCCUAUUGACGACAUGAAUGUGCCGUCAUCGGCCAUUCCUGGUCCCCUUGACGCAGAAACCUCGAAGGGGAGUGGACAAGAAGUGGAUGUCAGCUGCACGAACAAUACGACACCCUCAGCGCCUCAAGUCCCAUCGGACCCAUCCGGCGUGAACGUCCCAUCGGACGUGAAUGUCAUUGAUGCCACCGACGCCGACACGGGCCCUUCGCAAGAACUGCUAGUGGAUCAUGUUGACGAUGCUGCCAAAGAAGACGGCACGGCCGUCGCAGCAAAAACGCAUGAAACUUCGGAGCUGGCCGAUUCCUCUGCCAAUGACGGCAAGGAGAAUCAGACCAGUGAGCACAGUGAGCUGCACACAAGCUGCAGGGACAACACAGACUAUGUUACCAAGCACAAGGGCUUCGUUCCUGGUCCCACCUAUGUGCCUCCACCCUGGCAAAGGAUGGGAAAACCGUUUUGUCCAGAGGGUGGGCGCUUCAUGCUUGAGGCUCACAAGCCUCCGAGCUAUUUCGAUGUGGCUCCAAAGAUUUUCGAUGCCAACCCACCACCUGGUUCGUAUGACGCCAAAGGCUCUGUCGAAGUCAAAGCGGUUGGCCAGCUCGUGUACAGAUACGAGAGUGCCACCUGCUCCGAGACCAAGGCAUUGAUUGCCAAGGCCGGCGCAUUCUAG
Symbiodinium natans is the source of this 2490-nucleotide messenger RNA. The record is from the annotation of a GenBank genome assembly. NCBI's taxonomy places the organism in Eukaryota, Dinophyceae, Suessiales, Symbiodiniaceae.